GUUAAAACUACAAAAGCACAAAAUACAUGGAAACAACAAAAAGCGUUGUCCCGAGAAAAACAUAAUCUCUUUCUCUUUCUUUCUCUCUCUACUGUAUCUUUUUGGACAGAGAGAGUAGUGUAGAGAGAGAAAGCAAAGUCACCUCCACUUAGAAAAAGAAAGAAAAGAUUGCGAUUUGAGAAAUGAGUAAAGCAUAAACCAUCCUGUCAUUCUUAGGGUUUUCUUCAAACUUACAAAAAAAAAAAACCAUAAAGUUGAACUCUUUAACUUCAUCAUGUAAAACUACAACAACGAAAGAAAGAAAAAAGAACCACCCAAAUGCAGGUACCCAUUUGAGAGUUGAUUCUGAGGAUCCGAUUCCUUACUCCAAGAUCUCACCAUUUUUUUCUUUUUUGAGAAUCUGCAUUGUUGCUUUGAAGUCUUAUGUUUGAAGUUAUGCUGAUUAUGGCACCACACAGUGGCUUCUUGUUGUGCUAUGAAGCAUAUUUGUGUACGUGAAGCAUUAGACUAGGGAAUUUUGUAAAUAUCAUAGAGAGAAGAUGAAAUCCGACACACUUCUUGAUUUUGCCAUUUUCCAAUUGUCACCAAAGCGCUCACGAUGUGAAUUAUUUGUUUCCAGCAAUGGUAUCACAGAAAAGCUUGCUUCUGGGUUAGUAAAGCCAUUUGUUACUCAUUUAAAGGUGGCAGAAGAACAGGUUGCACUUUCACUUCAAUCAAUUAAGCUUGAAGUUGAAAAGAGUAAAAAUGCGGAGACUUGGUUCACAAAAGGAACACUUGAGAGGUUUGUGCGGUUUGUUAGUACACCGGAGGUUUUGGUGGUGGUGAACACAUUUGAUGCAGAGAUGUCUCAGUUGGAAGCAGCUCGAAGAAUAUAUUCCCAGGGGGUGGGAGAUCAGCCUUCUGGCGCAUUAGGUGGGGAUGGUGCAGGACUGACGGCAGCCGCUGAUGCAACAAAGAGGGAGCUUUUAAGGGCUAUUGAUGUACGACUUAUUGCUGUUCAGCAGGACUUGGCAACAGCUUUUACUCGUGCAUCUGCUGCUGGUUUUAACUCUGACUCUGUAUCUGAACUCCAACAAUUUGCAGAUCGGUUUGGUGCUCAUCCCUUGAAUGAGGCUUGCACCAAAUUCAUGUCACUAUGCCAGAGAAGACCAGAACUGAUUAGCCGAUGGAAACUUGGUGUUGAUGAUCAAGUGGUCAGAGCCUCAUGGGGAUCUGACAUGUCAAUUGAUGACCCCAAUGAAGACCAAAUUGGGUCCCAUGUUAAUGGCAAGCCCCACCAACCUUCCCAGAAUAAACACCGAGAACAACAACUACAACCAAACACUAUGCAGACUCAGCACCAUUUAGACCAAUCAAAGCCAGCCACAUCUCAACAACCAAAGCCCUCAAGUACUACACAACAACGUUCUGAAAAUGAAAACAAGGAAGAGGAGGCUGUGACUGAGCCAUUACCUAGUCAAAUCGGUCAACCUGCUAGGCGGCUUAGUGUGCAGGACAGAAUCAAUCUCUUUGAGAACAAACAGAAGGAGAGCUCAAGCUCUGGAGGCAAACCCGUCACUGUUGGCAAAUCUGUGGAACUGAGAAGACUUUCAUCUGAUGUAUCAUCUGUGCCUGCAGCUGUUGAAAAGGCUGUCUUAAGAAGAUGGAGUGGUGCAAGUGAUAUGAGCAUAGACUUGGGUAAUGACAAGAAGGAUGGUAACACAGAUAGCCCCUUGUGCACAGCCUCCUCAUCUUCUGUGUCUCAAGGUAUAAAUAACAUGUUUCAAAGUUUAUCUGAGCAUAAGGAGCAAAAAGAUGAGAAGGGUUUGAGAGACAAGGUAAGUUCAGUUAAAGUUGAACCUAUGAGUGGUCCUGGUAGAGCUGCUGAUUCUGGGUUGAAAGAUCAGGGAGAAGUGCAAACAUUGCAAGUACAGGUUGGUAAUCUUUUGGGGAAAGAAGAGGAUGUGGGAUUGAAGGGGCAAAUGAAUUUGAAGGAUAAACUGGGAUCGCAGAACAGCCAAUAUCAGUCUUUUACUGGUAAGUCAGAACAGGUUGAGUUGGGUGAUCAAGUGGUUUCUCAGGAGAAGGUUAAGGGUUCCUUAACAGGAGAGAUGGGACGUUCAGAGGUGCAGUCUCGAGUUUUCCUUGAUAGGGCUGUAAUUGUGGGGGUUAAAAAGCAACCCACUUCUCAGUUCCAGGUUGAAGGUUUUGCAGAUGCAGUGGGGGAUGCCACACCUGAGGGUGAAUUAAAGAAUAGAGUGGAGGCUCAAGGCAAGGACCAGUCGGUAACACAAUUGCGUCUUAGGGCUCCAGGCCACUCCCGUACGUUAUCAGGGCAGUUUGAAGGUGGUAUUGGACUAAAAUCUAAGGAGGCUCAGUAUAAAGGCAGUGAAGGUGAUCAGUUCACUCCUCAGCCACAGUGGAUAUCUAUUACUGGGGAAGUUGAGGAAGUGGGAAAGAAAGACUUAGCAUCAUCUGAGAAGCCAAUAAGCAAAGUUGAGGGUUUUGGAGUCCAUAAAAUGAAGUUCAAGAAAGAGGUUCCGGUAGGUUCUGAACAGAGCAAGAAGUCAAAGGGUAGGAGGGAUGAAGGUGGUUCUAUUUAUGCAAAUAACAAGUCUGUUCUAGGUAAAAAGGUUCCUGAGACUGAAGAGAGUUUAAGUGCUCCAAUGAUGCCAGUAGAUCAAACUCAGAGGCUAAGGCAGUCAAGGGGAAACCAGGAGCUGAAUGAUGAGUUAAAAAUGAAGGCAAAUGAACUUGAAAAGCUUUUUGCAGAGCACAAACUUCGGGUUCCUGGUGAUCAAUUCAGUUCUGCUAGGAGAAGCAAGCCUGCUGAUGUGCAGAUUGAACAGGAAACAACCUCACAGUGCAAGAAACCGGUGGCAGUGGAUGUAUCUCCUGCACAGAUGCCUGACAAAAACUCAAUGUCUGAACCAAUGGGGAGUUUGAGUAAUAUGGAUAAAUUUUGUACUCCAACAAAGAUGGUAGAUAACCAGGACUAUGCUGACAGUUUGAGGCUGAAUUUCUCUGGUAUCAGCUUUUCAGAUGAUUCUCGAGGAAAAUUUUAUGAGAAGUACAUGCAAAAGAGAGACGCAAAGCUGAGGGAAGAAUGGGGUGCUAAAAAGGCUGAGAAGGAAGCCAAAUUGAAGGCUAUGCAAGAUAUCCUUGAGCGAAGUAGAGCUGAGAUGAAGGCCAAAUUUUCUGGUUCUGCUGAUAGACAGGAUUCUGUUUCUAGUGCUCGUCAACGAGCAGAGAAAGUGAGGUCAUUCAAUUUACGAUUGCAGAGGGAACAGCAUCAAAUAAGUUCAAUUCAGAGUGAAGAAGAUGAAGAUCUUUCUGAGUUUCCGGAUCGGAAGUACUAUGCACAGGAUAGAUCAUAUAAUGAGGCAUCUUUAGUCGAUCGUUCUUCUAGGAGCUUCAACCCUAAGAAGCUUUUGCCAAAUAAAAAUGUUUCUUUAUCCACUCCUCGCACCACAGUAGCUGCAGUUCCACGCUCAGCAGCCAAAGUUUCAAAUCCCAGUUCCGGAAGGCGACGAGCACAAUCUGAAAAUCCUCUUGCGCAGUCAGUUCCCAGCUUCUCUGAUCUCAGAAAAGAAAAUGCAAAGCCCUCUUUGGGAGCUGGCAAGACAACUAGCCGUACUCAAGUGAGAAACUAUGCUCGGAGCAAGAGUACCAAUGAAGAGGUUGCUCUUGGCAAGGAUGAACAGCCUCGACAGUCUCAGUCCCUUAGGAAAAGCUCAGCUGGUCCUGUAGAAUUUUCUGAUUUGUCUGCACUGAACUCUGAUGGCAUUGUUUUUGCACCUUUGAAAUUUGAAAAAGAGCAGAUAGAACAGAGCUUAAAUGGCAAAACUUUGAAGAUUGUGGAAGCAAAACAUUUCCUCAGGAAAGGUAAUGGCAUAGGUCCCGGUGCUGGGGUAAAUAUUGCAAAGUUCAAAGCAUCAGAGGCAUCUGAGGCUCCAAAAGGUGAAGAGUCUGAUGGGCUAGCAUUUGAGGCAGAUGAUUCCAUGGAUAUGGCCAAAGAAGAUGAAGAGGAUGAGCUUGAAACUAUGGCAGUUGAUGAUUCUGCUGACAUGGAAAAUGGAAGAUCAAGACUGAGCCAGGAAUCUGACAAGUUGAAUAAUUCUGGAUCAGAGAAUGGUGAUUCCUUGAGGUCUCUUUCUCAGGUUGACCCUGCAUCAGUUGCUGAAAUGCCUGCUGCAGUGCCCACUAUGUUCCAUACUGCAGUAUCCCUGCAGGAUUCACCAGGAGAAAGUCCUGUAUCAUGGAAUUUACGCAUGCAUCAUCCAUUUUCUUAUCCCCAUGAGACUUCAGAUAUUGACGCUUCCAUGGAUUCCCCCAUUGGGAGCCCUGCAUCUUGGAAUUCUCACUCACUUGCUCAAACAGAGGUGGAUGCUGCUCGAAUGAGGAAGAAAUGGGGAAGUGCUCAGAAACCUUUUCUUGUUGCUAAUGCAACCCAUAAUCAGUCACGUAGGGAUGUCACAAAAGGGUUCAAAAGGUUGUUGAAAUUUGGACGGAAAAGCCGUGGGAUGGAGAGUUUGGUGGACUGGAUCUCAGCUACAACUUCUGAAGGAGAUGAUGACGCAGAGGAUGGCAGAGAUCCUGCCAAUCGAUCAUCAGAAGACUUGAGGAAGUCAAGAAUGGGAUUUUCUCAAGGCCACCCCUCUGAUGAUGGCUUCAAUGAAAGCGAGUUGUUUAAUGAUCAGGUUCAAUCCUUACAUACUUCUAUUCCAGCACCACCAGAAAACUUCAAAUUGAGGGAAGAUCAUAUGUCAGGAAGCUCCAUAAAAGGGUUCAUGGUACUUGCAAGUUACAUCAAUCCCACAAUGGCGGGACAUUUUUGUCUGUUAAAGAGAUCCGACAGCGGCACAGAAUCAACAUGUCAAGGCAAAAAGAAAGGAGCUUUCGAUGGUCAAGAAUUUGCAGUAAUCUUUGCUUCUUUAGACCCUCUUCUUCAAUCUCUUCCCAUGGCUGAUUCCUCCAUCGAAAUCGACUACUCCUCUUCCUUAAACCACCACCACCACCAAAGCCAUAACACGCCAGCUUCACGCUAUGCCUCGAGUUCUUUCACGUCACUCCGUUCUGCCCGAGGGUCCUGCACCACUCUACGGAGGCUCCGCCACCGGACUCCUGCCACGCCUUUUGCCUCGGACGAUGAUAUAUCAUGGCAAAGUGAAGUUUCAUGGCAGUUUGAGCCUUCUGGUUGGCAUUACAGCCGCAAUAUGGGUGCAGCCCUUAGUCCUUGGGCGGCCUCCAGUACCUCAUCGCUAAACAGUCAGGCAUUUCGUCGACGUUCGGCCAGUGAAUAUUAUCUUUCUCGUACCUCUGGCGGGUUUAGAAGCAGUGCAAAUCCGUCCUAUGAGCUUUCCGGUUAUGGAGCUGUGCCGUCAGGGAGGCUUGAGCUUCAAAGCUAUGUUGCUAGAGACUAUGACAGUUCAUCGCAUCUCCCUUUGGGAGAUCAUAGUAAGUCUCAUCACGAAAUUUCAAGGCUGGCUACUAUUAAAGAAGGGAAUAAUAGAAAUGGUGCUAGUCCUUUGGCUGACGAGGAUGAGCUUAGCACUAUAGAUUAUGACACUCCAGAAUAUGUUGAGAGACAAAUACGCUUAUUAGGGACUGAUUCUAACCUUCAUGCAGGUGCUGGUUCACGUUCGUUUUCAGUUUCACAGGCUUAUAUGGAUGAUGAUCAGGACGAUGUUUCACAUGGAGGACAUCAUCAUGGUCGUGAUAAGCAAGUUAGGAGUCAUCACACGAGGCACAAGGUGGACAACGAUCUCGAUCUAGUAAUGCAGCAUGAGCUUGACGGUCAUGAUGCUUGGCAAUCAACUGGUCAUCAUUUUGGUGGUCAUCAUCGGUAUAAUGACCUUGGCCUGUCACUGGAUUUCAGUGAAGAUGAUAAUCCAGGGCAUGGUCAUGGUCAUGGUCAUGGAUUAUCACAUCAUAGUGUUCAUAGUGACCUUGAUGGGCAUCUUCAAACGAGACACAAGUUGGAAGGUCUUGAUCAUAAGUUGCAUCAAGGGCAUCAUGGUCAUGACACUUGGCAAUCAACAAGCCAUCAAUUCGGUGGUGAUCAUGAUCAGUAUGAUGACUUUGUUCCGGUACCGGAUUUCAAUGAAGAUGAAAAUGAGGAAGAAGAGGACGCAGAACCACCAAGGCCAGUUGGUUUAUUUAGUUUGUUCAAGUAUUCAACAAAAUGGGAUAUAGUACUUGUGAUUUUGGGUUGUUUGGGAGCCUUGAUAAAUGGGGGUUCACUUCCCUGCUAUUCUUACCUUUUUGGUAAGUUUGUGAAUAAAAUUGCUAAAGAAUCAUCCAACAUGAUGAAGGAUGUAGAUAAGAUAUGUAUACUUAUGUCUGGCUUGUCAGCAGUAGUGAUGAUUGGAGCAUAUUUAGAAAUUACCUGCUGGAGGCUGGUUGGGGAACGUUCAGCUCAACGAAUUAGAACAAAGUACUUGAGAGCAGUUUUAAGACAGGACAUCAGCUUUUUUGAUACAGAAGUGAGCACGGGUGACAUUAUGCAUGGUAUUUCAAGUGAUGUUGCUCAAAUCCAGGAAGUUAUGGGAGAGAAGAUGGCACAUUUCAUUCACCAUAUAUUCACCUUCAUAUGCGGUUAUGCAGUUGGGUUUUUGCAGUCAUGGAAAGUGUCACUGGUAGUUUUUUCUGUUACCCCAUUAAUGAUGUUUUGUGGUAUUGCUUAUAAGGCUAUUUAUGGUGGUCUCACGGCUGAGGAAGAGGUAAUAAAUUUUACAGUUAUUGGAAAUGUUUUCAGUGUCGGCUUGUUAGUCUUAGUAUUUUGGUUCAUAUUUUUGGACUUACAGGUUUCUUACAGAGGAGCUGGUACCCUUGCAGAGCAAGCAAUAAGUUCAAUUAGAACUGUAUUUUCUUUUGUUGCUGAGGACAAUUUGGCAGCAAGAUAUGCUGAAUUAUUGGCCAAAUCAGUGCCUCUUGGGGCAAAGAUUGGGUUUGCUAAGGGUGCAGGAAUGGGGGUUAUUUAUUUGGUUACAUAUUCAACAUGGGCAUUGGCUUUUUGGUAUGGUUCAAUCUUGGUUGCUAGAAAAGAGAUUUCUGGCGGUGCAGCAAUUGCUUGCUUCUUUGGUGUCAAUGUUGGGGGAAGGGGCUUGGCAUUAUCAUUGACAUAUUUUGCUCAAUUCGCUCAAGGCACCAUAGCAGCAGGUCGGGUAUUUGAUAUUAUAGACAGGGUUCCUGAGAUAGACCCUUAUAAUCCCGAGGGAAGGACAUUGUCCAGUGUUCGAGGAAGGAUAGAGUUUAAAGGUGUAACUUUUUCUUAUCCAUCUCGUCCUGAUACUACAAUUCUCAGUUCUCUCAAUUUGGUUAUUCGAUCAGCAAAAACUCUUGCAUUGGUUGGAGUCAGUGGAGGUGGCAAGUCCACCAUCUUUGCUCUCAUUGAGAGGUUCUAUGAUCCUGACAAGGGAACCAUCUCCUUGGAUGGCCAUGAUUUAAGGACACUACAAGUGAAGUGGCUAAGAAGGCAGAUUGGUAUGGUUGGGCAAGAGCCAGUUCUCUUUGCCACCACCAUAUUGGAAAAUGUCAUGAUGGGAAAGGAAAAUGCCACCAAGAAAGAAGCUGUUGAGGCUUGCGUUGCUGCCAAUGCCCACAGCUUCAUCUAUGACCUUCCACAAGGAUAUGAUACUCAGGUUGGAGCAAAGGGAACUCAAUUAUCCGGUGGUCAAAAGCAGAGAAUUGCUCUAGCUCGUGCCUUGAUUAAAGAUCCUAGAAUCCUUCUCUUAGAUGAGCCUACUAGUGCCCUGGAUUCCCAAUCUGAGGCAGUUGUCCAACAAGCCAUUGACAAGAUCUCCAAGGGCAGAACAACAAUUGUAAUUGCUCACAGGCUAGCAACAGUAAGAAAUGCCAACACUAUUGUUGUUCUUGAUCAUGGCUCAGUUGUUGAAACUGGUAACCAUCACCAGCUAAUGGAAAGAGCAGGGGCCUAUUAUGAGCUUGUCAAGCUUGCUUCUGAAGCAGUUUCAAAACCUACACUGAAUGAGAAAAAUACUCAAAAGGGAAUUGAGUUUCCCACACAUGAGAAAUCGGGCUAUGAAGCACCAACAUCACCUUAUGUGUACGAAAUUUCAAGGUCAAAGUACUUAAAUUCCAUCCAGGAAGUUAAUCAAGUAGAGGAGGAAAUGCAACAAAGGCCAGAGUCUAGAAAUUUUCAAAUUUCAGAGAUAUGGGCUCUACAAAGACCAGAGCUCAUCUCACUUUUACUAGGUUUAAUGUUAGGUAUGGCUGCAGGGGCUAUUCUCUCCAUAUUUCCCUUCCUUUUAGGCUUAGCUCUUCAAGCUUACUUUGAUGACAGCGCAAAGAGCGAAGUUGGGAAACUCUCCUUGGCUCUGGUUGGCCUAGGCUUCGGUUCUAUAAUUUCCAUGACUGGACAACAAGGCUUCUGUGGUUGGGCUGGAACAAAGCUCACGAUGAGGGUGAGAGAUCUCUUAUUUCGCUCUAUACUAAAACAAGAACCUGGUUGGUUUGAUUUUGAGGACAAUUCGACUGGAAUCCUUGUUUCAAGACUCUCUGUUGAUUGUCUCAGCUUUCGAUCAGUCCUCGGGGAUCGGUACUCAGUCUUGUUGAUGGGUGUGAGUUCAGCUGCUGUGGGGCUUGGUGUCUCAUUUUUCCUCCAAUGGAGAUUAACCCUAUUGGCUGCUGCUGUUACUCCUUUCACUCUUGGUGCAAGCUACUUGAAUUUGAUUAUAAAUAUUGGACCAAAGUUAGAUAAUAAAUCUUAUGCCAAAGCUAGCAACAUUGCUUCUGGUGCAGUUUCCAAUAUAAGGACAGUGACGACAUUUUCUGCUCAAGAAGAGAUAGUUAAAUCCUUUGAUAAAGCUUUAUCAGAGCCUAGGAAACAAUCAUUGAAAAGGUCCCAAAUUCUAGGCCUGACACUUGGUUUCUCUCAAGGUGCUAUGUAUGGUGCAUAUACUUUGACGCUUUGGUUUGGUGCCUACCUUGUAAAACAUGGCAAGGCAAAUUUUGGAGAUGUAUAUAAAAUCUUUCUCAUUCUUGUGUUAAGCUCAUUUUCGGUUGGACAACUAGCUGGCCUCGCACCUGAUACUACCAUGGCUGCGACAGCAAUUCCUGCUGUGUUUGAUAUCAUUAAUCGUAGGCCACUGAUUGGUAACUUCGGAGACAAAGGUAAAAAAAUUGAACGUUCCAAGCCAUUGGAUAUCGAAUUGAAAAUGGUGACAUUUGCAUAUCCAUCUAGGCCUGAAGUGAUUGUGUUGAGGAACUUUUGUUUAAAGAUCAAGGGUGGUAGCAUGGUGGCAUUGGUAGGUUCAAGUGGGUCAGGGAAAUCAACAGUAAUAUGGUUGGUACAAAGAUUUUAUGAUCCAAAUCAAGGGAAGGUAACGAUGGGAGGCAUAGAUUUGAGGGAGAUCGAUCUGAAAUGGUUAAGGAAACAAAUAGCCUUGGUAGGUCAAGAACCGGCUCUGUUUGCUGGAAGUAUUAGGGAAAACAUUGCAUUUGGAAACCCAACUGCCACAUGGGGUGAGAUUGAAGAGGUUGCAAAGGAAGCUUACAUUCACAAGUUCAUUAGUGGUCUCCCUGAAGGCUAUGAAGCUCAGGUUGGGGAGAGUGGGGUCCAGCUAUCAGGCGGUCAAAAACAAAGGAUUGCAAUAGCAAGGGCCAUACUGAAAAAAUCAGGGGUGCUGCUGCUAGAUGAAGCAAGCAGUGCCCUGGACUUGGAAUCGGAGAAGCAUGUCCAGAAAGCACUAAGGAGGGUUUCACGGCGAGCCACCACAAUUAUAGUUGCCCACAGGCUUUCAACAAUUAGGGAAGCCAAUAUGAUAGCUGUCGUGAAAGAUGGUGCGGUUGUGGAGUAUGGUAGCCAUGAUUCACUUUUGGCUUCCCAUCUUGAUGGUGUGUAUGCUAGCUUGGUUCGGGCUGAAAGAGAAGCCAAUGCCUUUUCUUGAGAUGAUACUUUUGAAUUUAGCCAAUUAAAACUUCAUCUAAGAGCUUUGGCCUCUUGACCAAAUCUUGGUGUAGGAUUUCCAUUUCUGUUUCUGUUAUAUACCUCAACAAUGGGAUUCUAGAAAUGAAAAAAAAAAGAAGUUACUGAUUUGAUUGUAGAGUAUUCAGUAACUUAAUGCGCAAGAAAUUAAUAAUUUUGUUUGUAGAUUGAAAAUGGAAAAGAGAAAGAACGUGUCAUUUAUAUACUCUUCAUUAGCUUAGCAUUUUCAAGGGUCAUAACAAUGACACAGAUAAUUAUUUAGAAUUUGGUUAGUAGUCCUCUCCAAGCUUCACCUAUCUACAGAUACACACCCAAAGUUAAGAGGAAAUUGAUCCCUAUGAACUUAUGUAAAGACUAAGCUAUUAGGUUUCUUGGGGAUAAUGAACAAAAUUUUAUUCAUUUCCUGCCAUAACUAGAAUCACAAACUGAAGAAAACCACCUCCCCAACCAUAUAAAAAGGUGAAAGCAACUAUAAUCACAGUAGAAAGGCAGCAACAGAGUUCAUGACACAUAGAUAUAACUAGAGAAAAAGGUGCCUUCUUGAAGGCAAUCAAAUACUUGAAACAUUUUUCUUUGGAUGAAUUAUGGACCUUUUCUUCAGUCACAAUGCAUAGGUUUUUGAGGAUGAAAUUAUAGGAGUGUUUUUCAAGCAAAAUCUUUUCUUAGAAAUGUGAAGUAACGAAAAGAAAAUUAUGAUUAUGGCAGUGAUUUACACAUUUGCAUUAUUCAAGCGUGGGUGGUCUUAAUCAAGUGAUAACAAGUCUUAACGUGCACCUAAUUUUAAUUAUCCGCAGUUGCACACCAAAAGUCUUGGUC
Molecule: messenger RNA, 10744 nt
Organism: Durio zibethinus
Lineage: Eukaryota; Viridiplantae; Streptophyta; Magnoliopsida; Malvales; Malvaceae
Source: RefSeq, a predicted model, not a curated record